CACUUCGUCUUUUCCUUCCUUGCGUCUUCUUGGUCUCCUUCAUUGGUUCCAAACAUCAUCUCCUUUUCUCCCCCAUUUCCAUUUUCUAGUUCCACACAGGAGAGAGAGAGAGAGAGCCUCAAAGAGAGGACACCAUUCCAGCCUCCAGUCAGAAGAGAAAGAAGGAGCGGCGGCUUCAGUGGAACAGCACCAGAGUGGAGGACGACAGAGAAGCGAAUGGUGCUAGGGAAGGCUGGAGAAGAAGAGCUCGCCGCGGGUUCUGGUCCAAAGACGAAACACGAUGAGAAAAGGCUGCGUCAGUAUGUGGUGGAAGCCUCGAGUGAACGCCAGGCCAGGGGGAACAACAACGCCUCGCAUAGCCUCGAUUGGGCUCAACACGAGUGGCAACAACACUAAUAUCGUAUUGAUCAUUGGCUAAGUGCGUGGAAACAAAUGGCCCCAGACCUUUUUCGACUAUAUAUCUCUCGAAUCAUGUAAGAAGACAGCUAGCAGCGGCAAACAAUUUCGGACAGAAUUGCUUGGAUCGCUUGACUGCUUGUGCAAAAACAUUCACAAAUUGUGUCAUACAUUUGCUUCGAGGAAUACUCAUCGUCACUAUCUUUUCCAGCCUUCGAGUGAGAAAACUGGAUUUCCUAAGAAACGCUUGCAAAUUUUGAAUCUUGUUGCAGUUGUGUGCGAUAUUUGACUCGAGGCAAAUCUCAAAGAACGAGAAAGACGGUGGCAAAAUAUCAUUUUCCAUGGGGCUAAAAGCUUCCAGUCAUAACAAAAGUGCCCACAUUUGACGACAAAUACAUGCAUCAUGCGUGACACAACGAUCGUUCUUGACAAUCCGUGCACCAUUCCUCGCCUGCUUUUCUUCCUAUUUGUGCCCAUGUUCAUGGGCCAAACAUCGGCUGUGAUUGAUUUCUAUGUGGACGCAGAUCAAACCGAGCUUUUAUACGGAGUCAAGAGUGACGGCAUUUUUUACAUUCAGAAUGGAAUGGUCAAUCAUUACGCUAUGACCUUUCAGAACCAGAUUAUUCCUUAUCAAGUGAGCGCACUCGUCUUUCAUUGGAGGGCCACCCGACCCAAUGUUGGGUACAGCAUUCAUAUCAUCCAUUCGCCAGGAGCAGCCAUGAAUCGCCCCAAGUUGAAUAUCUCAAGUACAGGCGAGGUGCCAAUGAGAGAAAAUAGCCAAUUUGCUGUGAUCUUUCCAUGUACGGGGAAAGCCGAGGGCGAAAUUGACUUUCUACUGCAGAUUAAAUUCACCUUCAGUAAAGGACGAACGGAGACUUUAAACUUUAAGCGACGCAAGGCGUGCUUGGCAACGAAAAACUCGUCUACUUUGUCAGAUGUAAAAGAUCCGGGAGAAGUUCGAAAACAUCAUGACUUGGUCCCUCGAACCAAUGAAGGAACCCUUCCGUCUUCAAAAGGCAACACCAACAACUUUGACGGCCACAAAGGACGUGUUCCACCAGGUUCCUCUACCAUCUUGCUGCUUGGAGCUGUGGCUGGAGCGGUUUCCCUACUCUCGGUCCUUCUCACGGUGAUGUACGUGACACGCAAGAAACGCAUUCCACAGGGCCCAUUCGUUAGCUCGACAAUCAAUUUGCGCCCCAAUGAAGAAUUUCCCAAUUACUCAAAGCCGACGAAAGAUCAUCGGGCCAAAGCGAGCACCAUCAAUGGUCUUCUCCCUCCUGGUCAGCAAUACCGACUCCAUCGCUCACGGUUCGGUGGCAGCUAUGCCACUUUGGCAAGUUUCACUAAUGUCCCAGUUCACGCUCCGAUUCAUGUUCGAUCCAAGCACUUCUAUCAAGACGCUGUUGGGUCUCGAGGUCAAAAUUGGCGACAAUUUAGCCCACAAUGGUUGGAGCAAUACAACCAAACUAACGCGAAUAACGGCCCACCUCCGUUUUCGGUUUGGUCCUCCCAAACAACUUCCAUGUCCAGACCUUGGCGUAGUGGGUCACAGAGUACGCUUUUAAGCCAUUGUCAGGAAUUUCAUAACACACAAAAGGCAGUAACGCCUCUUACAACUUCCACAUCAACCUCAGGGGGCGGAGGCGGAUCAGCGGAGGGGACAGAAAGUUCGGGAAAACCGAAACAUUCCCAACAGAACGCACUAGUUCUCGAAAACGGCAUGCUCAGACUCUGUCCACAACAACCUCCCACAACUCAGGCCCAGGUGGAAGCCAAAGGCGACACUACAGAGCUCUGUAAAGACCAGGAGGAUGCCAACAAGAUCACCUCAGUCCCUAGGGACACAUCACCUUUCUACCAAAAUAUUCCACUGCCCAACCUAGACGAGAGAAGCUACGUCAAUGGAGGUGGAGCUUUUCUUCACCGAUCUCAUGAUAGUAUCUAUACAGAUCUUCUCCACCAGCAGGAUCCUUAUGUCAUGUACACCCCCCAAAUCUAUCCGCAUCUUAUGCCGCAGAAUUUUCUUCAGGCCCAAUGUCGAUUGCCGAGGUCAACGAGUGGAGGAUCGGUGUUGGUUUAACACCAAGACCCACUCAGACAGUAGGAAAGCUAUUGACUUGCUCCUUAUAGACAUUCGAAUACAUUCAGAUUCUAUUAUAGUUCCAUUCAAAGCUCUUGGUUCAGCCGAAGAAACCUAAUCCGCAUGAUGUGAAGAUACAAUGCUCUAAAACUCGAGAUUUGCAAACUAAGAAUGAAUAAAUUCUAAUA
Messenger RNA from Tigriopus californicus, 2667 nucleotides. RefSeq lists its product as uncharacterized. The transcript is spliced from 4 exons. The record is from RefSeq and is a predicted model, not a curated record. NCBI's taxonomy places the organism in Eukaryota, Metazoa, Arthropoda, Copepoda, Harpacticoida, Harpacticidae. Bases 800 to 2479 code for a protein of 559 amino acids.